AUGUUCGACGUAGCAAAGACCAAAGAGUCCAGUCUAUGGGCGAAUCGAAAAUGUCUUCUCAUAUGUUGCGUGGUCGCGAUAGCUAACAUGCAAUAUGGGUUCGAUACGGCUGCUGUGGGCGGUCUGCAAGCCAUGCCAGGUUUUCUCAAAGUUUUCGGCUAUCCCAGUGACAAGAGCCCAACAGGAUAUGGCAUCGAUCCAACGUUCCAACAACUAAUCAGCUCGCUCCUCACCCUGGGAUCCUUCCUCUCAUCCCUCCUCGCAGGCUUCUUCGGCUCUUACUUUGGCCGGAAACACGCCAUCUGGCUCGCGUGUGCCUUGAACGCCGUCGCCUGCGCCAUCCAAAUCGCCACCACCUCCAAGGGCGUCAUCUACCUGGGUAGACUCCUCUUAGGCAUCGCCAACGGCUUUCUCGUGACCUUUUCCAACGUCUACACCGCCGAGGCAUCUCCCGCACACCUCCGCGGUGUAAUUGUCGCCCUCUUCGCCUUCUGGGUCAAUAUUGGCUCCAUUCUCGGCUCCACCGUGAACAACUUUACCAAAAGACGCAUGGACAAAGCCUCGUACCAGAUCCCGCUGGGAUGUCUGUACAUUGUCCCGACAAUCUUGGCCAUAGGACUAUGCUUCGUGCCCGAGAGCCCUCGCUUUCUGCUCCACCACGGUAAAGAAGCACGGGCAAAGAAGUCCCUGAUCCAACUCCGUGGCUCGGCCUUAACAAACGAAGAGCUUGAGAUCGAAUGGGCCGAAAUGCUACUUGGGAUGGAAGAGGAGAAAAAGAACGUUGUGUCCGUCGGCUGGAUUGACAUGUUUCGAGGCACUGAUCUCCGUCGCACUCUCCUCUGUUACGGCAUGAUCGCAUGCCAGAGCGCCUCGGGCAUCUGGUUUCUGAUCGCGUAUCAAACCUAUUUCCUGCAACAAGGCGGCGUGACCAAGGCGUUUGAGUACACCAUCAUGACGACGUGUAUGGGUUUUGUCGGCGUGAACGUGGGGAUGUUUGCCAUGCGCCACUUGCUAGGUCGUCGCUCGAUCCUCAUGAUCGGCGCAACGGCCUGUGGACUGUCCCAAUUAUCCACGGCGAUCACCGCGAGCGUCAGUCCAAAUCCGCAAACCACGGCGAAUGUGCUUACGGCAUUUACGGCCCUGUUCAAAUUCUUCUACAAUGCCUGUGUGGGCGCGGCCAGCUAUCCUGUGGCGACUGAAGUCGUGAGCACGAGAUUGCGUGCUUGGACGGUCGGAACCGCGACUGCAUUGGGCUAUAUACUCGCGUGGCUCGUGAGUUUUUGCUCGCCGUAUUUCAUCAAUCCUGCGGAAUUAGGCUGGGGCGUACAAUACGGCUACAUCUGGGCGGGCUCCAACUUCGCCUGCGUGGUAUUUUUCUUCUUCUUCAUGCCCGAAAUGAAAGGCCGCACACUCGAGGAAUUAGACGAGCUGUUCCUGAAUCGCGUCUCCGUUUGGGAUUUCCCUAAGUACCAGUGCCAUUUGCGCCAGGAUGCUGCGAAUGAUGUGCGGAUUAAGAGGAACGAAGAAGAGAAUAAAGGCCUGGGUAUAGAUAAAGAUGGCUCGGCGACGCAUGCGGAGGAAGUGCAGGUCAUGAAAGAUAAGAUGGAGAAAUAG
Molecule: messenger RNA, 1614 nt
Organism: Rhinocladiella mackenziei CBS 650.93
Lineage: Eukaryota; Fungi; Ascomycota; Eurotiomycetes; Chaetothyriales; Herpotrichiellaceae
Exons: 4
Coding region: 1-1614 (537 amino acids)
Biological process (GO): transmembrane transport; carbohydrate transport
Cellular component (GO): membrane
Molecular function (GO): carbohydrate:proton symporter activity
Source: RefSeq, a predicted model, not a curated record